AUGCCUAAGGUUCAGCCUGUCUGUCGUAACCGUACGCAAAACUCAACUACUAAGCGCCGUGCUUGUGCUGACUGUGUAAAGGAGAAGAAUUUAGAAAUACCUUUUCGCUGUAAGCGCUGCAAGGAGAAGAACCUUCGUUGUUUCGUGGAUACUGCGUCUAGUCGCUGCGCUAGUUACAUUUCGGUGUCCGCGGCUUGCAGCUUGUUUAUAACUAAGGAAGAGUGGGAGAAAGUUCAGCGAGAGAAGCGCGAGAAGCGUCUUAAGCUAGCUCGCAUCGAGGAGGAGGCUGCCCGCGUUCGUCAGGAGCUCCUAGAGGUUAAGGCGCAAGAGCACUCAUACGCUAAUCGAGAUCUUGCCAUCCUGAAUUUCCAGGAUCGUGCGAAAGAGCAGGCCAAAGGGGAUUCUGCCCCGGGUACAGACCUUCUAGCAACCAAACCAUCGCUACCCAGAUCGUUGACUAACUUAGGCUAG
Molecule: messenger RNA, 471 nt
Organism: Alternaria alternata
Lineage: Eukaryota; Fungi; Ascomycota; Dothideomycetes; Pleosporales; Pleosporaceae
Exons: 1
Coding region: 1-471 (156 amino acids)
Source: RefSeq, a predicted model, not a curated record